AUGAAGAUAUUUUUCCAGUGGUUGUCGACUGCUCAAGCAUAUAUAGAUGCCGUUCCUGAACGCUUUAAGAAGGCGACACUCAAAUCCCUUUUGGAGCCCGACCUUAUGUACAAGGCAGAUGGCCCUAUCCCCAGUCCGUUUUUUUUCACCGAAUAUCUUAACGCAAUAGAACGAAUAUUUCAGUCAAGAAAGAGUUCCUUUUCCCGAAACCAACUCGAAGGCGAGAAUUUUCGCAACUUCCACAUCGCAUUGAAACAUCUUUAUUUUCUUGCUUUCCCUCCCCACGGUGGCAAGGCCCUGUCGUUUAACCGCCUCAUCAGCGGCAUACGCAAUAGGGAACUCGCAAUUAUCUGCACCAGUCGGCCCCCUACCAAUGCAAAUGAGGCCCUCGACCUGAAUGCGAUGCGGCGCGACCGAUUUCUCCUGGCACAGGAACCCCGAACUACCAUGCCAACAACAUCGCGAGGUCACCUGUUGGUCUUACUAGUUCCAUCACGACCGCCCUACUCCAACCCGUUCUUCAACCGGCCACCGUCAAAACCCCAAACUACACGAACGAACGUGGACUGCUCUUAUUGCGAACGCCAUUACUUCCUCCCCAAAUCCAAAUAUCCAAUCCUCCUUGAGGACGACACGGUUACAACGGAGCUAAACAGCGUCGAAGCCUCCACAUUCCCAUCUGCCAAGCCCUCUUCAACCGAAGAAAUUAUGCUAGACAACAUACCGAUGUCUGAUCGUCGGGCCGCCUAA
Molecule: messenger RNA, 750 nt
Organism: Dibothriocephalus latus
Lineage: Eukaryota; Metazoa; Platyhelminthes; Cestoda; Diphyllobothriidea; Diphyllobothriidae
Source: the annotation of a GenBank genome assembly